Molecule: messenger RNA, 2632 nt
Organism: Rubroshorea leprosula
Lineage: Eukaryota; Viridiplantae; Streptophyta; Magnoliopsida; Malvales; Dipterocarpaceae
Source: the annotation of a GenBank genome assembly
AAAGAAAUAUAAUGUGACUCCAUUCUUAAGCUUGCUAGUUUUGAUAAGCUUUUCUAUUGUCUCCAUUUUAAGGUCAGGUUUUUAGCUUCUUAAAUUCCUACUGCUUAGCGUCUAUUGUAUUGGAAAACUUCAGAACAAAUCAUCUAUUCUCCCUGAUGGGAACCCUGGUCUGUUGUUCCUCAUUGGUAAAAGGGGGGGGGGGCUUUUGAAUAGUGUGACCAAGUUUUCAUAUAUGUUAACAGUUGUAAAGAGUUACAUGCGAGGAGUGCUAGUGCUUGUCUCACUCCCUGUAGCUCUUUUAGAAGACAUUCUAUAUUCAGAGCUGGAACAGGGGUCCUCAACUUCUGAUCACGAAAAGAUUUGUGAAUGGAUGACACUCCAGCAAGAAAUCAAGCUAUUGCCUGGUGACUAUGCUGUCCACUUGGACUUGACUGCGAAAAUUCGUGGCUUAGCUAGUGCAGAAAAACCGGCACAUUUUAGACCUUCUACAAUCGUUGGUGACUCCUUACAGGGCAACACACCAACCAUAGUGGACAACCGAUUUGACUUUGAAGUCACCUCUGAGGGAUUAUAUGUGGCUCCUGGAUCCUCUCGGGCAACAAAACGAAAAUUCAUCCCUCGGCCUCCAUUGUUGGGAAUUCCACUCAUUCAUGAUUUUCCUACAAAGAAGAAACAAGUCAUGGGAUCCAAGAAAAGAUUUCUCAAAACCGACCCAGUUUCUUGGAUUACCAACAGAGCUAGUUCUGAAGAAAUUUCCAAAUUACUUUGCACAACAGCCAUUGAAGCUAGAGCCUACAAAGUGUAUCACCCUGGGAAACGCACAGCUUUUCAGACCCCUGCUACUGCUUUGUGUGUCUAUUUAGACCAGAUUAUGUGUGGGCUACGGUUUCCACUGCAUCCUUUCAUCAUCCAGGUUUGUGAUGAAUUUUGUGUGGGUCUUCCCCAACUCACUCCACACUCAAUAACGGUCCUAAUUGCCUUCAUUGUGAAGUGCCAACUACUAAAUGUCCCUUUAAGCAUUGAGGCGUUCACCUUCCUGUUUCAGCUCAAACCUCUGGAAGGAACUAGUGCUUGGUACUACAUCUGCAGGAGACACUUAGAAUUUGAAGGUUUUGAAGGUAGUAGAAUUAAAUAUGACAAUUCAGUAUUACCUACUUCUCUCCCAACCUUAGGGAAAACCGAUUGGCAAGAAAGAUUUUUCUUUUUGGAGGGCCCAAAGAAUUCUAAUUUCCCUGCAGUUUGGAGGAAUGGUAGGACGAACACCCCAGAAAUUCUCCUUGAUGCUGAAUCAUACCUUGUCAUCAACAAACUCCUUAACAACAAUUCUAUAAAAGCAGAAGUCUUACUUGAUGAAGGCAAUCUCGUCAGAUCUAAAGUUUGGCACCAUCACCAUGUGCCUUCAACGGUCAUUAUCCUCAAUCUUCCCCUAAACCUUGAGGCUACAAAGAAACCUGAGACUUCCUUUCAAAAAAGCAAAAAAAGGAAAGAAAGCUCUACAAAAGGUUCUACCAUAAUUGCACUUAAUUUACUGGAUCGUUGUGUGAAAAAAAAUAAGAAUUCAACUGAGGAAGAAGACUCAAUUGCCAUGGGGAUUCCUAGAGCUCAGGACUGCCCAAACUCUCUAAUGAAGCAAAUAGAACAAUCUUCAGAUAUCCCUCUUGUUUUCCCAGAGACAGCAACCUACACUAUAGAAUCUAGUCAGAAUCAACAAACCUACAGCACCUUGUCAAUAUGGGAUCGAUUACAAAAGCUUCAAGAGACUGACAGAGAGUUAUUAUCUUCUAUCAUGGUGUUGGUCACGAGAAAAAAUCAAACCGGGAAGUCCAUUUCUUCUGAGCUUGAUCUUGAGUCAGGAUAUGAUCCGAACAUGGGAGGAAGAUCAGUGCUCCGAGAAAGCUCAUUUGCAUACCAGCUAUCAAAGAAUUUCCUUACAGAGGAGGACAAAAAUCACCUGAAAGAACUUACAGCAGAGACACAAUGGCAUGAAACUAACCAUUAUCUCGCAAAGGUUAUGGUUUACCACCAAACAUUAAAAGAAGAUUACCUUAAGGAUGAGGAUGCUAGCUUUUACGUAGAGGAGGAGGCUACAAAGCUCAAGAACUUAUUUGAAAAUUUGAAGAAGCUUUUCGCGAACUCACAUGAAAAUUACCUCUCAAUUAAGAAAGAGAAAGACGAAAUUGAGAAAGAAAUGAAAGCUAACCAUUCUGCCCUGGAGGAAGCAAGGAAAACUGUUCAACUUCUUCAAGAUGAGAAAGAGGGUUACCUACUUAAAUUAGAUGAGCUCAAACAAUCAGUGACAAAGCUUUCAUCUCAAAACGCAAAUCAUUUUCAUCUUGCUAUAUCCAUCAUAAAAACUCUUAUACUUGAACGAGACAUGCUAAAGGGUGAUCAUAUUCCAAGUAUUCAAGAGCUUAACAUUUCUGAGGAAAUCAAGCAAGACCCAGGUUUGAAGAAAAUGUUUGAGGAUGGGGUGAAGAAGAUCUCCAAAGAAUGUUAUUCUGAAAAUGAGGGAGAAGAAUCUGCGGACCAAAAGUGCGAUUCCAGCAACCCUGAACAUGAAGAUUCUUCUCAAGAUGAAGCUUCUAGCUCUUAGUUUUUAUAUUAUUUCUUAGAAUAAAUUGUUUCCUUGAAA